Messenger RNA from Angiostrongylus costaricensis, 468 nucleotides. The record is from the annotation of a GenBank genome assembly. NCBI's taxonomy places the organism in Eukaryota, Metazoa, Nematoda, Chromadorea, Rhabditida, Metastrongylidae.
AUGCGAGAAAAAACAAGGUGUAGAAUUGAACUACAUAAACGUGUACUGCAUGCAUUCAAUCACCUCCAUGAUGUAUGGAGUGAGCAGUGCAAUGGUAGUGUUCCUCUCAUUACCAAGCUGGACGAAGAGGACGCUGUAGAACUUAUCGCACUUCAAUCGCAACAUCUUGGUGCAUCGCAUUUUCGUAUGAAAGUCUGGUUUCAAGCCGAAAAUUGGCUAUGCGUUAAGAAUUGUCUACUGGACACGAUUAUGACCGCAUUGAUGACUAAGCCGUUCACGGUUUGUGGAAAAUCGAUAACAAUGAGCGAGAAGAAAAGUAGGGAAAUAUGGUACAAAGUUAUCCAGUUCGUUAUACAAAACAUGAAAAAGGGAUUUCUCGCCGUAAGUUUGCAAUUUAGACUCCAUUUUUUUCUUUCACUUGACUUUAAAAAUGUUUAUUCAUUUAAUACUUCCAAGAGCAUAAGGUAG